UUUUGGGACAACACGUGAGUGCAACGUCACACAACCGAUUUUAUGCUGGCAAAGCUGGCGUUAUAAAAAGAGGCGAUUUUUUACCGCAGCCCACUUCUUUUCACUUUCUUAUUUUUACACCGUACAACAUAUACAAUGGCACCCAAAGCUGAAAAGAAGCCCACUGGAGGAAAGGCUCCCGCUAAGAGCGUCGAGAAGAAGGCUAAGUCUGCUGACGGUAAGAAGCGUAAGGCUUCCCGUAAGGAAACCUACUCUUCCUACAUCUACAAGGUCUUGAAGCAGGUCCACCCCGAUACCGGUAUCUCCAACAAGGCUAUGUCCAUCCUCAACUCUUUCGUCAACGAUAUCUUUGAGCGCAUUGCUGGUGAAGCUUCCAAGCUCGCCGCUUACAACAAGCGUUCCACCAUCUCUUCCCGCGAGAUUCAGACUGCUGUCCGUCUCAUUCUCCCUGGUGAUAUUGGCCAAGAAAAUAUUGCCUGCAUUAUAUCUUUAGCACAUUGCUCUGUACAGUCCUCACCUUUUCGCCCUCUUCUGUUUAAUUUCCCCCUUUUGAUUUCUUGCAAAAGCUCAAGAGAAAACGCGUUGUUAUCACUAUCUUGAUUACACUGGUGCGAACUCUCAUGUUCUUUAACUUGGAAUCAUUUGAUCAUCGUUUUUUUUUGUUGCCCCUUGCCUUGUACGUAUAUAUAUUUGCCUUUUAUUCGAUACAACCCUUUAAAAAAAAUCAAAAGAAUUUUUUUUCCCCAUAUGAACA
Molecule: messenger RNA, 754 nt
Organism: Umbelopsis ramanniana AG
Lineage: Eukaryota; Fungi; Mucoromycota; Umbelopsidomycetes; Umbelopsidales; Umbelopsidaceae
Exons: 2
Coding region: 136-600 (154 amino acids)
Biological process (GO): nucleosome assembly
Cellular component (GO): nucleosome
Molecular function (GO): DNA binding; structural constituent of chromatin; protein heterodimerization activity
Source: RefSeq, a predicted model, not a curated record